This is a messenger RNA of Mangifera indica (mango), 1731 nucleotides long. RefSeq names its product (E)-beta-farnesene synthase-like. Gene Ontology annotation, biological process: diterpenoid biosynthetic process. Lineage: Eukaryota; Viridiplantae; Streptophyta; Magnoliopsida; Sapindales; Anacardiaceae. Gene Ontology annotation, molecular function: magnesium ion binding; terpene synthase activity. The record is from RefSeq and is a predicted model, not a curated record. Bases 1 to 1665 code for a protein of 554 amino acids. The transcript has 7 exons.
AUGUCGUCUACCCAGAUUUCAGCUGCUGCAACUUCACCACCCAAACCUGUUCGUCCCACUGCUAAUUUCCUUCCCACGAUAUGGGGGGACCAGUUCCUCAAAGAUGAUUCUGAAUUCAAGAAAAUUGAUCCCAAAACUGAAGAAGAAUAUGAAAAAUUGAAAGAAGAGGUAAAAAGGAUGAUAAUGGAUACUACAGAUCAUACGCCACUUCAGAAAUUGAACUUGAUUGAUACAACACAAAAAGUAUGUGUGGCUUAUAACUUUGAAGAAGAGAUAGAAGAUGCUUUGCAAAAAAUUUUUAAAGAUUGUGACAUCGACCAUUACAAUGAUUUGCACACUCUUUCUGUGUAUUUUCGACUUCUUCGACAACAAGGAAUAAAGGUUUCUUGUGAAGUGUUUAAAAAGUUUAAAGAUGAAAACGGGAAAUUCAAGUCAUCCUUAAUUAAUGAUGUACAAGGAAUGCUAAAUUUGUAUGAGGCAGCACACUUCGCCAUUCGUGGCGAAGAUAUUCUGGAUGAAGCCCUCGUUUUCACAACCACUCACCUUAAGUUAAUGGCAUCUCGUGUAAGCCCUGAAGUUGCAGAAGAAAUAAAUCAUGCUUUAAAAUGUCCUAUUCGUAAGAGCGUACCAAAGCUUGAGGCAAGGUUUUUCAUGUCCGUCUAUCCAAGAGAUGAGUCUCACAAUAAAACUUUACUUAAAUUUGCGAAGCUGGAUUAUAACUUACUGCAAGUGAGGCACCAGAAGCAACUCAAUGAAAUCUUACGGUGGUGGAAAACUACAGGGUUUACUAAAGAGCUGCCUUACAUUAGGGACAGAAUUGUGGAGGAAUACUUUUGGGUCUUGGGAAUGUAUAACUAUGAGCCAAAAUAUGCAUAUGGGAUAAGAAAAUUGACUGAAGUUUUCUCUAUGCAAAUCCUCUUAGAUGAUACAUUCGACUCAUAUGGUACACUUGAAGAACUCACACUCUUUACAGAAGCGAUUAGAAGAUGGGACAUUGACGCCAUAGAUACACUUCCAGACUACAUGAAAUUCAUUUACAAGACACUCUUUGAUAUUUUGGGCGCAAUUGAGGAAGAUAUGACUCGGGAAGGAAGACCAUACGGCAUAAGUUAUACAAAAAAGUUGGUGCAACGAGUGAUAGAAGCAUAUUAUACCGAAGCCGUAUGGUUCAAUAACGGUUAUGUUCCAACAUUUGAGGAAUAUAUGGAUGUUGCACUGGAAACGGCUAGCUGCCGAUUGAUAAUAUCAAUUCCCUUCAUUGCCCUGUGUGCAACGGAAGAGGAUUUUGAGUGGUUGUGCUCUGAUCAAAAGAUUAUAACAGCAGCAGAUAUUAUCAGCAGACUCUUGGAUGACAAAGCGUCACACAGGUUUGAGCAAAAGAGAGGACAUGUUCCUUCGGCUGUUGAAUGCUACAUGAAGCAACAUGGUGUUUCAGAAGACGAGGCAAUUAGGGCGAUUUUUGAGCAAGUUGCAGACGCUUGGAAAGAUUUGAAUGAGGCCAUGCUUAAACCAACUCCUAUAUCGAUGCCUCUGCUUGAACGGAUUCUCCACUAUGUUUGUACUAUGGAAUUUAUGUACAAGGAUGAUCUUGAUAUUGAUGCCUUCAGUGACUCUUCUAAAAUUAAAGGCCAAGUUGCCUCAGUGCUUAGGGACCCAAUAAUUUGAAGACCACUUCUCUUGAGCACUUUAUAUAUGGAAUAAGUCAAGUGCAUAUAUGUUUGUAUGGCAAGA